Petromyzon marinus (sea lamprey) is the source of this 1040-nucleotide messenger RNA. The record is from RefSeq and is a predicted model, not a curated record. Lineage: Eukaryota; Metazoa; Chordata; Hyperoartia; Petromyzontiformes; Petromyzontidae.
GACAAUGCAGUGACAUAAAUUGUUUUACUCUACUUAAUGCUCCCAUGUCUGUGCUUCCCCACCUUUGCCAACGCGUACUGACCACCACGGUUAAGUACGGUAAAACCACCCCACGACCCGCAUGACAUGGGGCGGCCCUCAUCCAGCAGUGGAUUGACUUAACGAGCUGUGCAUGUUCAACUCAAAUAUCUGAGUUUGUGAAGUGUCUUAUAUUAAGAUUCUGUGUUGUUUUGGCUGGACAUGAUAAUCGCUCAUGUCCCUUCUCCACCCGUAGGGCAUUGACUCUGGCAUCCCCUGAGGUCCGAUUCCACAUGGACAGCGAAACCCACGACCCGAUCGACCUGCAGACCAAGGAACUCAAGGAGACCAACUCGAUGGUGGAGGAGUUCAUGUUGCUCGCCAACAUCUCCGUGGCGGAGCGCAUCGUAGACGAAUUCCCCGAGUGUGCGCUGCUCCGACGCCACCCGUCGCCUCCGCCUUCCAACUACGACAUCUUGGUGAAGGCGGCGAAAUCAAAGAACAUCGAGAUCCAGGUGGACUCGGCUAAGGCGUUGGCCGAGUCCCUGGACCGGGCGGCAGUGCAGGGAGCGCCACCAUACCUCAACACUCUGCUGCGCAUCCUGGCCACGCGCUGCAUGAUGCAGGCCAUCUACUUCUGCUCCGGCAUGGAGCCCGACACCCACCACUACGUGCUCGCCACCGCCAUCUACACACACUUCACGUCGCCCAUUCGACGGCUGGUGUUCUCGUGCAUAUGGGAGAUGACUCCAAAGGCUGAGAUCGUGAGCACACGUUUUACCAAGAGCAUCAUCAAUUCCAAGGCGUCUCUGACGUACGCAGAGGCUCAGCUAAUGAUGGACGACGCCGGGCGGAAGGACCCAGUCACCAGCAGCUUGCGUGGCCUCAACUCCCUGGCCAAGAUCCUCAAGCAGAGGCGCAUUCAAAACGGGGCAUUGACUCUGGCAUCCCCUGAGGUCCGAUUCCACAUGGACAGCGAAACCCAUGACCCGAUCGACCUGCAGACCAAGGAACUCAAGUGA